Messenger RNA from Rhipicephalus microplus (southern cattle tick), 1650 nucleotides. Its product is annotated as solute carrier family 22 member 7-like. The record is from RefSeq and is a predicted model, not a curated record. NCBI's taxonomy places the organism in Eukaryota, Metazoa, Arthropoda, Arachnida, Ixodida, Ixodidae.
AUGCCGUGGCUAUGUGAGACGCAGCUUCCGUUCGGCGAUGGUAUGUUCCAGCUGACGAUCGUAUUGAGCGCAACCAUCGCCAUGGCGAACUACUUGCUCCACGGCCAAAUAUUCCUCCUUACGGCUGGUGUCAUGGACCACUGGUGCAGACGGCCCGAUUCCUUCGCGAACCUCAGCGUCGACGAGUGGAAGCAGUUGGCCAUUCCAGUGGACAAGAACGGCGAGUACAGCCACUGCACGAUUCGCGAUCCGCCUGACGGAGGCGCAGAAGCGCGCGUCGUGCGCUGCUCGUCCUGGGAGUACGACUACACCCGAUACGGGAACAACAUCGUCAGCGCCUGGGACUUGGUGUGCGACCGGCUCUGGCUCGUCGACUUUGCGAGGUUCGUGUACUCGGCUGCUUGCGUGAUCCCGCUAGCCGCAUAUGCUUCGUUCGCGGACAGCGUUGGCCGCCGGAUGGUGCUCUUCAUCACCAUUCCCGUCGUCCUCAUAUCGGCCCUUGCCAGUGCCAUGCCGAAUGAUUUGCAGUUUUUCAUGAUUGUGCGUGCCGUCGUCUCCGCCUCGACAAGUCUUCUGGUGCCACCUUCGAUUACUUUGUUAGCCGAUGUAUCGACGAUUGACAAGUUUCCGGCAUACGUUGUGGCGGUCUGUUUGCUCUCGUUUAUUCCAAUGCCUGUUACGAUGCUCGCCGCUCAUCUCGGCAAGACAGGGUGGGUCGCCGUGCAGUUCAUACUGAUGAUGCCAACGUGUCUGCUGAUGCUGCUCUACUACUUUGUCGUCGAAUCGCCCAUCUGGCUUUUGGCAACCGGUCGUGUGAAGGAAGCCGAGCGAGUAGCUUUGCGUGCAGCCAAAACGAACAACGUUUCGGUCGAGGUUUGUCGUGUGCUCAUGGCGCGUCAAAUAGCAGACCUCCGGACACGUGGUUUGCACACAGUUGAAAGCAGUGGUCUCUGCAGUGGCAGACUGAGGGCGCGCACAGUCUUGAUGUGUUGCAUGGCGACGGCACUGUGCUUUGGCUUCGACACGUUCGUCACGAAUGAUGGCCUUCCGACGGGAGAUGUUCCGGCGUGCCUAGGCUUUGCUCUGUCAGUCGUUGCGUGUGUCGCCACCAUACCGUUUGUCAAGCACUUUGGUUUAAAAAACGCCGUGGUCGGAUCGGCGUUGGGUUUCGCUGUGACGCUGACCGCUCUCGCUGGCACGACGUACGGCGGAUGGCAAAUGCUGAACGAAUAUUUGGUAGUCCCAAUGAGGGCAGCGGGCAGCGUGUGUUUCACGUUCUUCUUGAUUAUGAUUAUCAAGUCCGUUCCCUUUUCGACGCGCUGCAGAGAAGCUGCUGCGAUGGUUGCCUCUUCUCGAUUCGGAGACACACUGGGACAGUUGAUCCCACGUUUAUUCACCAAGCAGAACACCGCUAUGUGGCUCGCCAUUUCGGGCGCUUUGAUGUCGCUCUUUGUAAUCGGUGCCGAACUUUUCCCCUGGGACUUUGAUUACUGGAUGCGACAACGCGAAAGCAGCUCCCACCGCCCAUCGUGCGAAGGUUCCAAGCGUGCCAUGCGUGAAACACUAGUGCGUCUGCCGAAAGAACCUGUGCAGCACCGGCCAAUCAAGGCGAAAGACAGAGGGGCGCCAAGACUUUCUACAACGCAAUGA